AUGGAAUUUUAUAAAUGUAAACUGUGUGGAAAAUCAUUUGCCAAGUCCUCAACACUUCAAGUUCAUCAAAGAAUCCACAGGGGAGACAAAACUUAUAAAUGCAUUAAGAGCAAGAAAUCAUUUACACAGUCCUCAAAACAUCAAGCUCACCACAGCAUUAAUACUGGGCAAAAAUGUAACAAAUAUAAUAAAAGUGGGGAAUCAUUUACCUCAUCCUCUGCUCUCCAGGAUCAUCAAAGCAUUCAUUCUCAAGAAUAUCCUUACAAAUGUAGUGAGUGUGGGAAAUCCUUUAUGAACUCCUCAAGUCUUCAUGUUCACUACAGAAUCCACACCAGAGAUAAACAUUACAAAUGUAAUGAGUGUGGGAAAUACUUUUCCCGGUACUCAAAUCUCCAAGUUCAUCAAAGAAUCCAUACUGGAGAAAAACCUUUCAAGUGUAAUGAAUGUGGGAAAUCUUUUACCCAGUACUCAAGUCUGCAAUGUCAUCAAAGAAUUCAUACUGGAGACAAACCAUAUAAAUGUAACAUCUGUGAGAAAUCCUUUAGAGUGUCCUCAACACUAAAAGUUCAUCAAAGAAUCCACACCGGAGAAAAACCUUACAAAUGUAGUGAGUGUGGGAAAUUCUUUACACAGUACUCAAAUAUACAAGUUCAUCAAAGAAUCCAUACUGGAGAAAAACCUUUCAAGUGUAAUGAAUGUGGGAAAUCUUUUACCCAGUACUCAAGUCUGCAAUGUCAUCAAAGAAUUCAUACUGGAGACAAACCAUAUAAAUGUAAUAACUGUGGGAAAUCCUUUAGACUGUCCUCAACACUAAAAGGUCAUCGAAGAAUCCACACUGGAGAAAAACCUUACACAUGUAGCAAUUGUGGGAAAUCCUUUACCCAGUACUCAACAUUCCAAGUUCAUCAAGGUAUUCAUACUGGAGAAAAACCUUUCAAGUGUAAUGAAUGUGGGAAAUCUUUUACCCGGUAUUCAAAUCUCAAAGGUCAUCAAAGAAUUCAUACUGGAGACAAACCAUAUAAAUGUAAUAACUGUGAGAAAUCUUUUAGCAAAGGUCAUUAAAGAAUCCACACCGGAGAAAAACCUUACAAAUGCAGUGAGUGUGGGAAAUCCUUUACCCAGUACUCAAAUCUCCAUGUUCAUAGAGGAAUCCGUACUGGAGAAAAACCUUUCAAGUGUAAUGAUUGUGGGAAAUCAUUUACCCAGUACUCAAGUCUCCAAUAUCAUCAAAUAAUCCAUACUGGAGAUAAACCAUAUAAGUAUAAUAAGUGUGAGAAAUUAUUUACAUUAUCUUCCACACUUAAAUUUCAUCAAAGAAUCCAUACUUGAGAAAAACUUUACUAAUGUAAUGAAGACUGUGGGAGGUGUUUUACUUGGUCCGCAAAUCUCCAUGUUCAUCAAGGAAUCCAUACUGGAAAUCAGCCUUAUAAGUGUAAGUAA
This is a messenger RNA of Acomys russatus (golden spiny mouse), 1440 nucleotides long. Its product is annotated as zinc finger protein 665-like. The transcript has 2 exons. The record is from RefSeq and is a predicted model, not a curated record. Gene Ontology annotation, biological process: negative regulation of transcription by RNA polymerase II; regulation of cytokine production; regulation of immune system process. Lineage: Eukaryota; Metazoa; Chordata; Mammalia; Rodentia; Muridae.